CUUGACGACGACCAUAGCAACAGUCACUGUAACGUUGCAAACACCUUUAAGCUAGCCAAACCAUGGAGGACGAUUUAGACGACUUGCUUGAUGAGGUUGAAACAAAGUUCUGUCGCAACGUCUCGUUGACGCCACAGGGUCCUUCAGAUAUAUCCAAGACUGUAAAAUGUUUAAUGCAAACAGGAAAAGAAAGACAAUACUGCACCACAGAGGAUAACCUUACAACCAGAAAACAUGACAGCGAAGAUAUAGAUGCCCUCCUCAAGGACAUACCCGCGGGUGACUUUGAUUUAUUCGAGUUAAACGUUCCGAAGACGAAGUCAUUGCCCCAGUCGACAAAAAGGAAGUGCUGCCCAGUUUUCCUUGGUGGAAGCUCUAUCAAAAAUGGUUUAGGAACCGCUGUUUCACAAAGGUCUUGUGACCAGCUGAGAUGUAUCUCCUGUGAUUUUUGGGUGGCCAUGUUUGACGAUCAUGAGUGGGACCCCUCUUGUGAUUACUUGUUCUUCAGGAACAAUAUGCCAGACUGUCAGAAUCUGCGGGUCAAGCUGAGGAGGAGGAGUGGGGCACGGGCGUACUCCUGCCAGUGUAGCUGGCACUCUGCUCGAGACCUCAUCGACCUGAGACAACAGCCCCAGCUCAAGUGGGUCUGUGGGAAACAUGAAGCAUGACAGCAUAUUCUCUAUCAGCGCCAGUAACUAAAAGUUUUGCUGGAUCGAAUCUUCAAUCAGACAAGGGGGGAAAGGCUGUAGUUGUGCCCUUGAACAAGGCACUUCAGCCCAAUUGCUCAUGUGAGCAGUUUUGAAUUAGUGUCUGCUUAAUGGUUAAAAUGUAAAUUUGACUCUCACUUUUCCUCUCACACAGACUUUAAUUUGUAUUGACUUGAAAUUGAUAUUUUGAGCUGUAUUCACACGUGAUAAUGAAAACAUUUUAUAAUGUAAUUGACUACCUAUAGGUUUAAUGGGAUACCUAUCCAAAGUACUUACUGUGUGCUUGUUCAGAAGCAAACAGGUAAUGUCUGGACCAGUAACCAACAUUGACAUGCAAAUUUGGGUGCACAUAUCCAGAUUAGUGACCAGAAAGCACUUGUUUCAUUUUGUUUUGACAAACUAUUAGAUGUGAGGUGGAAAGGAAGAGAUGUUACAUAUUCUGAGAAAUGCCUUGUGAUAUUUGUGAGGUAGAAAAGCCCACCCUGCUGGUGACGAGCACUGCCCUCCAGAGUGAGUGUGCAGAGCAGAAAUGCUAUUCUUUUCAUCCAUCCUAAAACCUCUGCUUCAUGUAGGUGAGAUGUAUGAUUCUGCUAGUUUUGGACAGAGAAGUUUUAGGACCGUAACAGCAUAAUCUGGGAAGGGUCUUGACCCCUGGUUACUAAUAUAAUAUUAUAUAUAUAUAUAUUAUAAUAUGGCUUCUAAAUAAUUUGUAAUACGGUCGUGCUCAA
This is a messenger RNA of Esox lucius (northern pike), 1435 nucleotides long. It is a transcript of the gene cfap418, whose product is annotated as chromosome 20 C8orf37 homolog. The record is from RefSeq and is a predicted model, not a curated record. The coding region runs from base 63 to 668 and encodes 201 amino acids. The transcript has 6 exons. Lineage: Eukaryota; Metazoa; Chordata; Actinopteri; Esociformes; Esocidae. Gene Ontology annotation, cellular component: cytosol.